This is a messenger RNA of Tachyglossus aculeatus (Australian echidna), 2694 nucleotides long. RefSeq names its product mediator complex subunit 15 (gene MED15). Gene Ontology annotation, biological process: regulation of DNA-templated transcription. The record is from RefSeq and is a predicted model, not a curated record. The transcript is spliced from 19 exons. The coding region runs from base 16 to 2427 and encodes 803 amino acids. Gene Ontology annotation, molecular function: transcription coregulator activity. Lineage: Eukaryota; Metazoa; Chordata; Mammalia; Monotremata; Tachyglossidae.
GCGCGCGGGGCGGCGAUGGAGGUGGCGGGGCAGGACAGCGACUGGCGCAGCGCCGCCUUCCGGCAGAAGCUGGUCAGCCAGAUCGAUGACGUGAUGCGCAAAGCCGGCGUGGCCCACAGUAAGUCGAGCAAGGACAUGGAGAGCCACGUGUUCCUGAAGGCCAAGACCCGGGAGGAAUACCUUUCUCUGGUGGCCCGUCUUAUCAUCCAUUUCCGAGACAUCCAUAACAAGAAGUCUCAAGCUUCAGUUGCCGAUCCCAUGAACGCGCUGCAGAACCUAACGGGCCCCCCCGCAGCAGGAGCCGCUGGGAUUGGCAUGGCGACGCGUGGUCCAGGGCAGGCCCUAGGGGGGCUCGGGGGGCUUGGCGCCGUGGGCCAGGCAAUGACCCUGUCGGGGCAGCCGCCCCCUGGCACCUCCGGAAUGGCCCCUCACGGCUUGUCUGUUGUCUCCGCCGCCACCCAGCAAACCCAGCUGCAGCUGCAGCAGGUGGCUCAGCAGCAGCAGCAGCAGCAGCAGCAGCAGCAGUUCCAGCAGCAGGUGGUUUUGCAACAGCAGCAGCAACAGCAGCAGCAGCAGCAACAACAGCAACAGCAGCAACAACAGCAGCAGCAAUUCCAGGCCCAAAAUGCCAUCCAGCAGCAGUUUCAGGUGGCGGCGGCGGCGGCGGUGGCGGCCCAGCAGCAGCAGCUGCAGGCGGCCCAACAGCAGCACCUCAUGAAGCUGCACCAUCAGAACCAACAGCAGAUCCAGCAGCAACAGCAGCAGCAGCAGCAGCUCCAGCGCAUCGCUCAGUUUCAGCUGCAGCAGCAGCAGCAGCAGCAGGCGGCUCUGCAGGUGCAGCAACAACCGAUGCAACAGCAGCAGCAGCAGGCGGCUCUGCAGCAGCAGGCCCUGCAGCAGCAGCAGCAGCAGCCGCCGCCCCCGCCCUCCCAAGCAAUGCAGCAACAGCUGCAGCAGAUGCAUCAGCAGCAGCAGCAGCAGCAGCAGCAGCAGGCGGCUCAAGGCCAACAGCCGCAACUCCCCCCCCAGGCCCAGACCCAGCCACUGGUCAGUCCCGCCCAAGCCAUCUCCGGGCAGAUGCUGUUCACCAAACAGCAGAUCCAAGCCAUGCACGUCAGAGCUCAUAUAGUGCAGCAGCAGCAGCAGCAGGUGGCGGCGGCGGCGGCGGCCCAGGCAGCCCAAACUGCCCAGAUCGUAGCCUCCGGCGGACAGAUGAUCACCGCAGCCAUGGCCCGAGGCGGGAUGCAAAUCAGACCACGGUUCCCUCCCGCCACCGCGCCAUCCACCACCCCGCCGAGCACCAUCCCUUUGGGCGGACAGCAGAUGCCACAGGUCGGCCAGAACAGCAUGCCCAUGAUGUCGUCACCUUCCCCCGUCCAGCAAGCCCAGACCCCCCAGUCGAUGCCACCGCCGCCCCAGCCGUCCCCCCAGCCCGGGCAGCCGACCUCCCAGCCUAACUCCAACGUCAGCUCGGGCCCGGCCCCAUCUCCCAGCAGUUUCCUGCCCAGCCCCUCCCCGCAGCCGUCCCAGAGCCCGGCUGCAGCCCGCACCCCACAAAACUUCAGUGUCCCAUCGCCGGGACCUCUCAACACGCCAGUCAAUCCAAACUCGGUGAUGAGCCCGGCCAGCGCCAGCCAGUCCGAGGAGCAGCAGUAUUUGGAGAAACUCAAACAGCUGUCAAAGUACAUCGAACCACUGCGCCGAAUGAUCAACAAAAUCGACAAGAACGAAGACCGGAAGAAGGAUCUGAGCAAGAUGAAGAGCCUGCUGGACAUCCUGACGGACCCUUCCAAACGGUGCCCGUUGAAGACGCUACAGAAGUGUGAGAUCGCCCUGGAGAAACUGAAGAACGACAUGGCUGUCCCCACCCCACCUCCGCCGCCCGUGCCCCCAACCAAGCAGCAGUACCUGUGCCAGCCCCUUCUGGACGCAGUCCUGGCCAACAUCCGCUCCCCGGUCUUCAAUCACUCCCUGUACCGCACUUUUGUGCCCGCCAUGACCGCGAUCCACGGCCCCCCCAUCACCGCCCAGGUGAUCUCGCCACGGAAGCGGAAGUUGGAAGAGGACGAGCGGCAGACCAUCCCCAACGUCCUCCAGGGAGAAGUGGCGCGGCUAAACCCCAAAUUCCUGGUCAGCCUGGACCCCUCCCACUGCAGCAACAACGGCACCGUCCAUCUCAUCUGCAAACUGGAUGACCGGAACCUGCCGAGCGUCCCUCCCCUCGAGCUCAGCGUCCCGGCUGACUACCCAGACCAGAGUCCCCUCUGGAUAGACAAGCAGUGGCAGUACGACACCAACCCAUUCCUGCAGUCCGUGCACCGGUACAUGACCUCCAAGCUGCUGCAGCUGCCCGACAAGCAUUCGGUCACCGCCCUCCUCAACACCUGGGCCCAGAGCAUCCGGCAGGCCUGCCUGUCCGCCGCCUGACCCCCGCCCCGGCCGGCGGCCGGGCUCUCCCCCGGGGCCUCGCGCUGACCUGUCUUCUGGGAGCCCGGCUCUUUGGCGGGGCGGGUCUGUCUGGGGUGUAGACAUAGCGCUCCUGCUUUUUUCUCUUCUGCCCCCUGUCCAGAGCGCGGUGUAUAUUGGAUUUCCCGGGCGGGGGUAUCUGGAGGGCGGCCUCGUUGUUUUCGUAGAGAACUGACGCGUAGACGUCCGCGGGGAGUCGGAUCAGGUUGCGGGGGUGAGCAGGUCCAC